Messenger RNA from Bipolaris sorokiniana ND90Pr, 1105 nucleotides. RefSeq lists its product as uncharacterized. Bases 143 to 868 code for a protein of 241 amino acids. The record is from RefSeq and is a predicted model, not a curated record. Gene Ontology annotation, molecular function: RNA cap binding. Gene Ontology annotation, cellular component: Lsm1-7-Pat1 complex; P-body. Gene Ontology annotation, biological process: deadenylation-dependent decapping of nuclear-transcribed mRNA. NCBI's taxonomy places the organism in Eukaryota, Fungi, Ascomycota, Dothideomycetes, Pleosporales, Pleosporaceae. The transcript is spliced from 4 exons.
CAGCCAAGGUGAGAACACACAAAGCAACAUUACAACACCUCGCCAUGAUAGCGCCCUACCAAUCGCCCCCUCGCAACUGCUAAGCAAAUCACUACAAGAACACCACCACCUUUGCUGCAAUUGAGCAAUCUUCUCCCCCGCCAUGGCCUUCAACAACCAACAGCAGCCGCCCAGAGGCCCCGCGGCCGCUGGAGGUAACCCGGACUUCAACGCCAUGCUCCAGCGCUCCAUGCAGGCGCCGGGCAGCCAACUGCAGCCGCAAAUCUCCGAGCUUCCUCGCGGGCCGUCGCCUGGUAUGGGCUACGAGGGCGUAUACAGUGCCACACCACCACCCCAGCUGUCGCAGCAACAACAACCACAUGGCCCCAACGUGCUCGGCGGAGCGCGUGGCGGUCUUCCGCAGCCGAUACUCCCCGUCGACCUACCACCGCAGGCCUUCUUGACGUCGGCUAUGCUGCUAGACAUGGUGGACAAGAAGGUUGAUGUAUUGCUCCGCGACGAGAAAGAGUAUAUUGGCAUCCUACGUUCCUACGACCAGUUCGCAAACCUUGUUCUCACAGAAUGCUACGAGCGAAUAGCAGCACGCAACCCCGACGUAACACCUUCCUCUGACCCCUCGGUUCCCCGAUGGCUGAUAAACGAUGUCAAGCUCCCCGGCGUCAUGACUGUACGAGGCGAGAAUGUCACCAUAUGCGCGACCGUUGAUCUCGACCGGGAAGAGCAUCCCAGGGGCGCCAAGUUCGCAGAGGAGGAUCAAGUGAGGGCGUUGGCAGCAUCACAAAAAGCAGAGAGGAAGGAGAUAGACUCACGGCGAGCAAAAGCCCUGAGGCAAGCAGGCAUUGAGCCCGGGUUUGGUAUGCAAGGAUGAUCAGUAGGAUUGAGUCUUGUAAGCAUAAAAAAAGGGAAGGGAAAAACAUGUCGAUCAUGAAAUGGAUAAGUGGUAGGCUCAAAAGCCCUGGAUAGCUACGUUGGCUGGUUACAAUAUCAAUGAUACCAGGACGCCAUGUCCACCUGCGAUGAAGCAACACUCCUGAUUUCUUGGCUCCGCUAUUGAGGCAUUUCAGGCAUACAAACACUGUCUCCACAUGAUCGUCAAUAGUACUUG